GCCAGUGGGAGUGUAGCAGUGAGGACGACCAGAGGUCAAACUCAUUGCCAUCUUGGUUUUCGUGGGUCUUGACCGGCUUCUUUACUGCAAUCUGUUUUAUCAGCAACAUCCUUAUGACCUGUAUUUUGUGCUGACCUCAUCCUGUGAUUUAGAUGGCCUGACCCUCGGGAAUGCAGCCUAGCAGAUCUCAGCCUUAUUUUACCCAGCCACUAUUCAAGAUGGGGUUGCUCUGGUUCAAAUGCCUCUUGACAGUCUUUCUUUCCUUUUCUUUUUUCUUUUUCUUUUUUUUCUUUUUUCUUUCUUUUUUUUUUUUUUUUGGAGAGGUAGUUUUGGUUGUCACCCAGGCUGGAGGGCCACGGCAUGAUCUCGGCUCACUGCAACCUCCGCCUCCUGGGUUCAAGCGAUUCUCCUGCCUCAGCCUCCCAAGUAGCUGGGAUUACAGGCACCUGCUACCACGCCCAACUAAUUUUUGUAUUUUUAGUAGAGACGGGAUUUCCCUAUGUUGGCCAGGCUGGUCUGGAACUCCUGACCUCAGGUAAUUCGCCCGCCUAGGCCGCCCAAAGUGCUGAGGUACAGGCGAGAGCCACCGCGCCCGGCCCGGCCGACAGUCUUUCUUCCGUAAUACGAUACAAACUAGUAAAGAUUUUCUUUUUCCCCUGGCGGAAAAGAGCUGUUAGGCUUCCAGAUUUGUUUUUGUGGGUUAUUAGACCUCUACUUUUCUUCUUGGUAUUUUCCCUCCCUCAUCAACUUUGUUUGUUGUCUCAAAUAGGCAAUGAGGAAGACACAGGUGUUUAUUAUUAUUAGAAUGCUCUUUCCAUUUGGUCAGUGGUUUCUCAAAGCAGGAGGAAUUCAAGUUCUGAGUUUCUAAAGUCAGGACCCGGUGCCGCACCCUACGUGGGCGUGGGGAGUGGCUAAGUCAGGGUCUGAGGGGCAGGGCCGGAGCCUGGCUGCGAGCUGGGGCCGGGGGACUCGGAGGAGCGGGGACCCAGCCCCGCCGCGCCGCCUGCAGCUUUCCCCAGCCUCCUCCCAGCAGAGGGGAGGCCCGACAGGGAGGGGUCCCAUCCUCAUGAACGGUCACAAACAGGGCGCUAGGGAAGCACGCCCGGUCCCCGCGGUCCCCGCGCUCCAGGAUUCGGCAGACUGCGCGCGUCCUGCCUCCCGCGGAUCGCACUGGGUCCCAACAGGGUUCCCAGCUCCAGACAGCACCCAUGAACAAGCCCAGCAUUGCGGACGGGCGUGCGCAGACGCCAGCGUGGUGGAGACGCGGGGGCGCGCGCGCGGCGACGAGACUGCCAGGGGACGCUUCGCAACACCGAGAGUCUCAGCGUUUCUCGAGAUAGGUGAGGCUGCGCGUUCCGGAACUGGUUUCCCGGAAGGAGUAUGUCUGCGCCCGCGAUCCGACCGGAAGUUGCACGCUGAGCCGCGGACACGAUGCAGUCGGAUGAUGUUAUCUGGGAUACACUAGGAAACAAGCAAUUUUGUUCCUUCAAAAUAAGAACCAAGACUCAGAGCUUCUGCCGAAAUGAAUAUAGCCUGACUGGACUGUGUAAUCGGUCAUCCUGUCCCCUGGCAAAUAGUCAGUAUGCCACUGUUAAAGAAGAGAAAGGACAGUGCUACUUGUAUAUGAAGGUUAUAGAACGAGCAGCUUUUCCUCGGCGUCUCUGGGAACGGGUCCGGCUUACUAAAAACUAUGAGAAAGCACUGGAGCAAAUAGAUGAAAAUCUGAUUUACUGGCCCCGUUUCAUUCGACACAAAUGUAAGCAGAGAUUCACCAAGAUCACCCAAUACCUAAUUCGAAUUAGAAAACUUACACUAAAGCGACAGAGGAAACUUGUUCCUUUGAGUAAGAAGGUGGAGCGUAGGGAGAAAAGAAGAGAGGAAAAGGCAUUAAUAGCUGCUCAGCUGGACAAUGCCAUUGAGAAGGAAUUACUGGAGAGACUGAAACAAGAUACGUAUGGCGACAUCUACAACUUCCCCAUUCAUGCCUUCGACAAAGCCCUGGAACAACAGGAGGCAGAGAGUGACUCUUCAGAUACUGAGGAAAAAGAUGAUGAAGAUGAUGAUGAGGAAGAUGUGGGGAAAAGAGAAUUUGUCGAAGAUGGUGAGGUAGAUGAGAGUGACAUAAGUGAUUUUGAGGAUAUGGAUAAACUGGAUGCCAGCAGUGAUGAAGAUCAGGAUGGUAAAUCCUCCAGUGAGGAGGAGGAAGAAAAGGCCCUUAGUGCGAAACACAAAGGCAAAACGCCCUUGAGAGGACCACUGCGGAGAAAACGAGCCUAUGUGGAAAUAGAAUACGAGCAGGAGACAGAGCCCAUGGCCAAAGCCAAAACCACGUGAUUUCCCUUUCAGCAUUUAUACCCAGGACUGAACAUGCAGAACUGUUGUUUUUUUUUUUUUUUUUUUUUUUUAUCUUAAACACAUACACACCUCCAGUUUUUGCUCUUUUGUGUUGCAUUGAACACAAUAUUUGUGUUUUUAUUAUUUAUGCCACGUCAGUGGGGCAAGAAAUCUGGAGUGAGUGAAGAAAGCUAAGUUGUGAACAAGAGUGUUUUUAUAGCAUAUGUGUUGAAGUAACAGCUUGUGCCUGAGAAACUUAACAGAUGAGUUCUUGAAUCUGGGAUGAGAUGACGGAUGUAAAUAUUUCUAAAUUUUAAAUGCUACAUUACUUGGUGUCCUUUUUUCUCCCAAACUUUAUUUAGAAAUGGAAGGAGUUCAAUUUUUUCUUGUUCUACUUUCCCUACUCUUAUGGAGGUAAAAGGAAAGAAAGAAGGAAAAAGCAGCUUUCACUUACAAAGUUUUGUGUAAAAAUAUCUUUUUUUCUUAAAUAACUCCAUUCAUACAAAUUGGGAUGGGAAGAAAAUCCUUUCCUCUUGGGAAAGUAAUACAAGUCUUAAGUUCCAUCGUAGGGUGCGCCUUCAGAAACCUGCUGCACUUUUCUGAUACAGUUCACCACUUUUCUGUCUUCACAGCUUUGGGGAAUUUUGGCCAGGAGACCCUGAAACAUGAAACCAAACAGGCUUUGAUUUUUUUUUUUUUAAUUACUUUUUUCCCCUUUUGCUUGAUUCUUCUUCCUUGGUAUCAUAUUCAAAGGAGGAAAGAAUGGAUGACACUUGGGGACAGGUCACUAAGCAGAAUAGGUAUUAGUUGGUUUUUUAUUAUUUUUAAAUUUAUAUAGCUCUCAUGUAUUGAAGGUGUUACUUUAAAAACUGUGUUAAUGUACUUGCAAAUCUGCUGGCUCACGAAACAGCAGAAUUCCAGCCAAGGCAAAUUCAGUUGGAUCUAGGGCUUGAAAACUGCCCAAGAUUAAAGAGCUAAGAUGAAAUAGUUUGAAUAAACUGGUAAAAUAACAAUUCAUACUAUCUCUACAUAUUUUUAGGAUAUGAAUUUUUUUUUCCUGCUGGGUAGAUUGUCCAGUGAGUUAUGGCAUGAAUUUCUUUUCAUGCUACCUUCAAUCUUCAACUAAAGAUUUCUAAAAGGGGUAAGAAAUGAGGCAAUAGUUUAUUAAAUACAUAGAAGUACACAGCUAUUAUAUGCUGUGGCUUUGAGAAGUUAACUUUUGUGGGAUAUGAAACCAAAGGAAGAAUUUCCAUGUAGAUAAAUUAAGAAUAGGGAAAAACAUCUACCUAAAAGAUGGUUGUCCCUAAAAAACUGGAAACAUCUGAAAUGCUCUAUUUAUGUUAUUAUUCCUGGGAGCUUAUAGCCCAUUAUUUUUACUUUUUUUGUUUUAAUUCAGAAGACUAGAACAGAACUUAAAUUUUACAAACUUUUGAUCAUAAUGCUUUUGCCCAUUCUGUCUCGUCCUUCGCCCCAGUGACACGUGCUGAUCCUCCUGCCUUUAGUUCUAAAUGGUUCUGAAUAGCUUUAAAAGAUGAAUAAGAAGAAAGAUCAAGCUCUUUUGAGGCUAGAGGGCUCAUAUGGAGAUCUAAAACCCUCCAUGUUCAUUUCCAGACUUGGUCAGGCACAUACAUAGUAAAUUAUAAUCAAUCAUGGGAAUUACAUAAGGAUAAUGAGGCCCAACUGAAACCAAGUUUCAGUCUGCCUUACCUUUACCCGUCCUUGAGAACAGCGGUCCAGGAGAAUCAGGCAGUCUGUGGCCUCCUGUAGCAGGGCGCUCUUAACAGACUCAGGUGUAAGGUUUGGAUCCCUUGCUACAUCACAAAUCAGUUUCAAGAGGGCCUUCAGUAAGACCACAAGUCUGCAGGAAACUCUGGAAUCAGGAAGAAAAGCUAUGUUCAUACUCUAAAUCUGGAUAUUAAAAUUGGAAGAGACUUCAAAGACUGUCAAGUGGAAAGCUAUCAUUUCCUAAAUUAAGGAACUUAGGUCAAAGUUAAAUGAAAAAGACCUAAAAGCAGAACCAAAGACAGCCUCUAGAUUUCUUACCCUCAAGUCUCCUGUUAGCAUACUGCCUAUACACACAGACACACCCUCUGCCACACUGCUCUCUUCCUUCCUUCCAGAAGCUUGGUUCUACUGUAAGCAACAGCUCCUUCAUGGGCUGAGAAGGGGAAACCAGGAUCUCCCCAAUCAAGGGCCUAUACUUUUAUUUUUCAACUCUAUUAACUGAACUAUGCUUGGAGAGAGCCCUGAAUCCUUUAACUUUAAUGCCAUCUUAGGCCUGGAAGUUAGAGUGAGGGAAAUGAGCUUGGCUUCUGGGACUUAGUGUCAAGUUGAAUUUUCUGUCAUUUAAUUUCAGAUCCUAGCUCAUCAUCAGUGAAGUCCAGCCUACUUACUUGUAACUAUUAACCUUUCUAAAAGUUUUCGUCGCUCUAGAAAUGGACAAUGCUAGUGACUGCACAAUAUUGUGACUGUACUUAAUGCCACUGAACUGUACACUUUAAAAUGGAAAAUUUAUAUGUAUUUUUACCACAAUAAACAAAAAACCCUAAAAAAACUUUAAUGAAAGGUGGAAAAUAAUUUAACUUAUAAUGUGAAAAACAAUGUGAAAUGUACAAUAAAUCAUAUUUAUGGACAGA
Gorilla gorilla gorilla (western lowland gorilla) is the source of this 4970-nucleotide messenger RNA. RefSeq names its product MAK16 homolog (gene MAK16). The transcript is spliced from 10 exons. NCBI's taxonomy places the organism in Eukaryota, Metazoa, Chordata, Mammalia, Primates, Hominidae. Gene Ontology annotation, biological process: maturation of 5.8S rRNA; maturation of LSU-rRNA. The record is from RefSeq and is a predicted model, not a curated record. Bases 1432 to 2334 code for a protein of 300 amino acids. Gene Ontology annotation, cellular component: nucleolus; preribosome, large subunit precursor.